Messenger RNA from Lytechinus pictus (painted urchin), 2422 nucleotides. Its product is annotated as mitofusin-2-like. Bases 138 to 2327 code for a protein of 729 amino acids. The transcript has 16 exons. The record is from RefSeq and is a predicted model, not a curated record. Lineage: Eukaryota; Metazoa; Echinodermata; Echinoidea; Temnopleuroida; Toxopneustidae. Gene Ontology annotation, molecular function: GTPase activity. Gene Ontology annotation, biological process: mitochondrion localization; mitochondrial fusion. Gene Ontology annotation, cellular component: mitochondrial outer membrane.
ACAAUACCCUAUGAAAAGGAACAACUAGUCGCAUCGUUAUUAGCUUCUGACCCAAAAUGUUAUCCGAGACGCCUCGGUUAACUGUCACACCCAUAUGAGACAAGGGCUUCUUCAUCAACAGAUGGUUUUAAUGAUAUAUGAUUAGAAAGGUGGGCAUGGAAGAAUCGAUGGAUACUUCAAGGUUGGGCACGUCAGAAGCUCAUCUCGAACAGUUCGCCAAGGCCAAGAGACAGCAACGAUUAAUCUAUGAUGAUACCGGUCAUCUCAUUACGAGAAUAAAAGCCGAGCUGGAAGAAUUGAAACCCGAACAUGACGUAGACAUAGACCCAUCAUCGUUGUUAGAGAAGAUGAAACUUCUUGAGGGGAGAAUCGAGAGCCUCACGAGUGACUUGCUUAGAAAAAAAAUGAAAGUAGCGUUCUUUGGAGGAACCAGUAGCGGGAAGACAACUACCCUGAAUGCUAUGAUUGGCCGAGAACUUCUCCCAUCGGGAAUGGGCGAUACGACAAGCUGCUUCAUUCAGAUCGAAAAGAUGGGCAUUGUUUCUGAGAGUAAAGACGCCUCAUGUCCUGAAGAACAAAAUCAUUUCGUCAGCAACUGCAGCACAAACUCAAUGGACAAUGAAAAUGACGACAUCCCACGAACGCCUUCCUAUUUUGUUGUUAGAGAAGUCGAGAGUAGGGAGAAAGAGGCGUCUCUCCAUUCGUUCCUAGAAGACAAACAGCCUCUCGAUUCAGAGGCCUUGGAAGAUCUGUGUGACGCCAAGUCGAUUCGCUCUUUGGAUGCGACCUACCUCAUAGAAAUACACUUGUCAGAUGACGAAGUGACAAACGACCAUCUUCUGAAUUAUGACCUUCAGAUCAUGGAUUGCCCAGGUAUCACGAAAUGUCGAGAGCUCGGUGACAGGGUGAAAACCUUCUGUGCAGACUCAGAUGUCCAUGUCUUUAUUGUGAAUCCCAAGACUGUCAUGUCACCGGAAGAACGGGAUCAUUUUGUUGAAGUAGGCAAGCGUCUUCCUAAGCCUGACAUCAUUGUAGGUUACACUCAGUGGGACUUAGCAGCGAGAGAAAGACGCCCUGAAGAGGUAAAAGCUCGACACGUCGACUCAGUGUUUGAGAUGCUGAAAAAACUCGAUGUCGUAAGUACGAGAGAAGAAGCACAGGAAAGAUGCUUCUUUUAUUCUGGUAGAGAAGCUUUGGAUUUGGCUAUUGGCGAGAAAGGGUAUUUUGUCAAAGAUUGGGAAAAGCGAAGAGAAGAUUUUAGGAGGUUCAUUUCGAAAAUAGAGGAGAGAGCCACCUCUUCUGGUAUGACUACCAAAUUGAAAGUCAAUCGAGACACAUGCCAAGAGGUCUUACUGCAGUGCUUCAAAAGCCUUGAAGAAGUUAUUGCAGAGGUCCAGAAACAGAUGUCAGAUGGCAAAGAAAACAUGGACAAUAUGACGAAGAGUCUGGAAUUAUUUCAGAUAAAACGAGCCGAGUUUGUAAAGGAAAGCGAGGAAAAGAAAAGGAAAGCUUUGAAUGUGAUCUCUGAAUCGGUAUUGCACUGUAUGAAUGAAGUGAGUAAGAAAAUGACCCAGACCUUGAAAAGGAGCUCCGUGAUCAACAGAUUUGAGGAAGAUCAGGUUCAUAGAUACGCCGAGAACGCCCUCAUGGAUUGGUAUCGCAAGAUGUUGGCUGAGUUUCAGCGCGCUACGGAAAAGGUCUGUGAUGACUACUCCUUUGGUAUCCUUGAAUCGUAUGAAAACCACAUGAAAGACUUCCCUCAUCAAGCACCGAGGGCAUUUCAAAUCCGUAUGAAACAGAUUGAAGAAGAAGCCGAGGUUCCAGAGGCUGCGAUCCAGAGGGUCCUUACAGGAAUCACCGAGAGAGCUGUAUGGUCAUCGUUUGCUUCAAGACGCAGACGGAUCAGCGCAGUCGAAACCGAUGAAGAACGUAAUAUUUUACUGCGCAGAAUCGCGGCGGCAGCAGGAGUGUUUUUCACUCAGGUUCGACAGUGGAUCAGAGCCUCUAUUGAAAGUCAAUUGGAGAAUCUUACGUCAUCACAACAAAAUUCUCUCAUUUGUCUCGAAGACGUGAAGAACCGAUGCUACGAGGCUGUGGAAGCAUUUUGCAACAGUGCCGAUGUGUAUUACACUGAGUGUUGUACACGUGAUGUGGAGCAAGGGUUGAAAGUCCAGCUCGCAACGCAAGAAAGGAAAAAUGAACAGAUGAAACUUCUUUCAAAACACAUGACGAAUCUCAAGGAAGAGGCAGGUCAUAUCCGUGGCAGAUACAACAUGGACGACAAAGAACCAAUCGACAGUGAUGGUAUUCGAGAAGACUCCAGAUGAGGAAUGAGUUAAUAACCGACUGAAGUAGGAUGGAAAAUAGGAGAAAGUAGUCGGAAGGAAGAAUGAAUAGGCCUCAUUAAUACUUAAGUCAAUAU